AUGGCGACCCGAGCAGCUAAUGGCAUCACAAACGAGGUCAUGCCGAAUGCACUUAUCGGGAGAAAAGGAACUUCAAUGAGCUGUGCAGAUACCCAUUCCUCGAAUGUGUCAUCAAGUAGGCAAAUCCAGUCCACCACACAGUUAUCUGAGCUGGUGCGGGGGCUGUACUGGAAUGGUCCGUUGAACUGCCGCAGGGGUUCCACAGAUACUGAUGGCAUCGCUCUAACCCUGUGCGACGUGCAAGAUCCUCUUGGAGACCAAACGUUGCUUGGAGACACAGAUCAUCAUGUCACGAAGACUUCGAACAGUCGUUCAUCUCCCACAAAUUCGUGCAGGAAGAGCCAAGAAGCAGGCAUUGCGAUGCACGUAGUGAUGGCUCAUAGUGAAAUUUCCGUCGCGGACUAUUUUCACCAAGAAAGCUGAUACGAAAUUGUGUGUUUUCCCGGCCAUCAAUGUCCAUGAUGUGUCGGAGCGACCCGAGGAGAAAAUGAACAACUAAAAAUCAGCGCGUCUUUGAGGUACGAUCAGUGGAAGUCGAGCCCGAUUAACUCGAUAAAUAAGGAUUCAUUCCUCCAGCAUCGGUGAAGUGAACUAAGUGG
Fomitiporia mediterranea MF3/22 is the source of this 599-nucleotide messenger RNA. RefSeq lists its product as uncharacterized. The record is from RefSeq and is a predicted model, not a curated record. Bases 1 to 423 code for a protein of 140 amino acids. Lineage: Eukaryota; Fungi; Basidiomycota; Agaricomycetes; Hymenochaetales; Hymenochaetaceae. The transcript has 3 exons.